GACACGCAGCAUGUAGAUGCUUACCAAAACUCUGCGAGGAAAAAAGUCAUUUAUUACGAUAAAUUAAACAAAUGUUAUAUGUUAGUUUUGUGUCCUAAAUGAGUAACAUGGAGGUCAACGGUACACUCCCAGGACGCAACUUCAUAGACUUGCGCAUCUUUACAGAAAAUCUUUUAUUGUCGGCAAACAGGUCUCUGCGAUUUCUGGACAAUGAAACGAACCGCGUCGCCGAGGAUGAUCUGGACGUGAACACAGACAUCUACUCUAAAGUUUUGGUCACCGUGAUUUAUGUGCUGCUUUUCGUAGUCGGGUGUUUAGGGAAUUCCAUCACCCUGUACACACUUCUCACGAAGAAAUCUCUCCAGAAUCUCCAGAGCACGGUGCAUUAUCACCUGGCGAGUCUGGCCAUAUCUGACCUUCUCAUCCUGAUCCUCUGCAUGCCCAUUGAGUUGUACAACUUCAUCUGGGUGCAUCAUCCGUGGGCUUUUGGAGAGGCUGUGUGUAAAGGUUACUACUUUCUGCGGGACGGGUGCUCGUAUGCGACGGCGUUCAACAUCGCCAGUCUGAGCGUCGAGCGCUUCAUGGCCAUCUGUCACCCGUUCAAAGCGAAGAGCAUUAUGUCGAGGAGCCGCACGAAGAAACUGAUCAGCGCCAUGUGGCUCGCAUCUUUUCUCCUGGCCACCCCGAUGCUCUUCACUAUGGGACAGCGUGUGGUUGAAAACGAAUUCAUAUGCACCACGAUCGUGUCCUCGAUCACUGCCAAAACCGUUCUGCAGGUAAAUGCUUUCCUGUCUUUUGUGGUCCCCAUGGCUUUAAUCUCAUCAUUAAACGGAGUCAUAGCCAGUCAGCUGCUGCGCAUGUUUCGGGAGACUGCGCAGGAGAAUCGCACCUCUAUCAUCGGAGGAAAUGCUACAAUUCUCAGUGUCACAGUGGAACCUAACCGUGCCCAAUCACUGCGGCACGGAGUCAUGGUGUUACGUGCUGUUGUCAUUGCAUUUGUGGUGUGCUGGUUACCGUACCACGCAAGAAGACUGAUGUACUGCUAUGUUAAUGAAUGGACUCAUGCUCUGUUUGAUUUCUACCACUACUUCUAUAUGGUCACCAACGUGCUCUUUUACGUCAGCUCAGCUAUAAACCCCGUUCUCUACAACCUUGUCUCGUCCAACUACCGACAAAUUUUUUUUUCCACGCUCCGCUACUUCCUGCUGCCGUGCCGUCAUAAGAAACAACAACGCGUCCUGAACCGACACUCCAUCAGCAUCUGCAGCAACCACACUUUGUCCACCAACGUUAUCAAGGAGACCAUUUACUGA
Messenger RNA from Triplophysa dalaica, 1313 nucleotides. It is a transcript of the gene ntsr1, whose product is annotated as neurotensin receptor 1 (high affinity). Gene Ontology annotation, biological process: neuropeptide signaling pathway. Lineage: Eukaryota; Metazoa; Chordata; Actinopteri; Cypriniformes; Nemacheilidae. The record is from RefSeq and is a predicted model, not a curated record. Gene Ontology annotation, molecular function: G protein-coupled neurotensin receptor activity. The coding region runs from base 99 to 1313 and encodes 404 amino acids. The transcript is spliced from 4 exons. Gene Ontology annotation, cellular component: plasma membrane.